UUCAUAUUCAUUUUGCCUAUUGCCUAGUAGAGAGAGGUGUGUCGUUUUUGGUUUCUCUGUUUACAACUCUACAGUGGUCGGCGAGGCAAAAAAAUAAAACAUCGUUACAUGUACCCCCUUUCCAAUUCCAAUUUCAAUCUCUCUCUCUCUCUCUCUCUCUCUCUCUCUCUCUCUCUUUGUUGUUUAAUCAGACGGCCAGCAUCUUCAAGUUUUAUGAGAACUAAGUAGAAGCUUGGUCGUCUAUGAAGUCAUUGAAGUCAUGGAAAUGGCUGUUUAAGAAACGGAAUGCCUUGUCUGAUGGGGGAAAAUGUGGGUUCAAGAUGAAGCAGCUGCCGUUUAUGGGAGUUGUGUGUACAGUUACGUUGUUCAUUGUGUAUAGAAUCACAAAUUAUCAGUAUCAGCAGACAGAGAUGGAAGGAAAAUUUAUUCCUUUUGACACCAUUAAGGAAUCUCAUUUGGGAUCCAGAAGUUUGGGUGGUUUGCCUCAUGGUAUAAUUCAAGCUAGGUCAGAUUUGGAGCUAAGGCCUCUAUGGUCAACAAGUAGUUCACGGUCAAAGGAUGUGUUAAUAAUGCAAAAGAAUCAGAUAAUUAUUUCUAGUGACAUGGUGGCCAUGGAAUUACAGGAAAAUGGUUAUAGAAGUCGUAGCUUGCUGGCAAUGCCAGUUGGUAUUAAGCAAAAGCGUAAUGUCAAUGCUAUUGUGCAGAAGUUUCUUCCAGAGAAUUUUACUAUUAUUCUAUUCCAUUAUGAUGGCAAAUUGGAUGGGUGGUGGGAUCUUGACUGGAAUAAUAAGGCGAUACACAUAGUUGCUCAGAAUCAAACAAAGUGGUGGUUUGCAAAGCGCUUUCUACAUCCAGAUGUUGUGUCAAUUUAUGAUUACAUAUUUCUUUGGGAUGAAGAUUUGGGGGUUGAUCAUUUUAACCCAGAAAGGUACCUGGAUAUUGUGAAAAGAGAAGGACUGGAGAUAUCUCAGCCAGCUUUGGACCCAAAUUCUACAGAUAUACAUCAUAGAAUUACCAUUCGUGCUAGGACAAAGAAGUUUCAUAGGAGAGUCUAUGACAGCAGAGGCAGUGUGAAAUGUUCAGAUGCCAGUGAGGGGCCACCAUGUACUGGAUUUGUUGAAGGCAUGGCUCCUGUGUUUUCAAGAUCUGCUUGGCAUUGCACGUGGCAUCUUAUACAGAAUGAUCUUGUCCAUGGAUGGGGAAUGGACAUGAAACUUGGGUAUUGUGCACAGGGGGACCGCACUAGGAAGGUGGGAGUUGUUGAUAGUGAAUACAUUGUUCAUAAGGGCAUACAAACUUUGGGUGGGAGUGGACUGCCUGCGAAAAAGCCCUCGAACCCUGAGGAGUUGACUAAGAGACAUGGUGCUACAGCUUUUGAUGUGCGAACAGAGAUUAGGAGGCAAUCAACGUGGGAGCUUCAAAUGUUUAAAGAGCGAUGGAAUCAAGCUGUUGAGGAGGAUAAGAACUGGGUGGAUCCAUUUAAACAAGAUAAAAAACGCCGCAGAAGAAAACGCCAACACCGAGUUUUUAAUUUCUAACCUUUACCAAGACGCUGGGAUAUCAUUAGUUUGGCUUAGUUCACACAUGCCACUCUCAUCUAUACAUUUAUACAUCGUAAUUUAGUUCGUCUAGCAUUUAUUGAAUUGUCAUAUUUGUUUCAUUAUUUAAGGAACCACAAUAUUUGCUCUUCCA
Messenger RNA from Quercus robur (English oak), 1692 nucleotides. RefSeq lists its product as uncharacterized. The transcript is spliced from 16 exons. Lineage: Eukaryota; Viridiplantae; Streptophyta; Magnoliopsida; Fagales; Fagaceae. The record is from RefSeq and is a predicted model, not a curated record. The coding region runs from base 243 to 1538 and encodes 431 amino acids.